AUGCAGUAUAUGAGGGAUGUAUGCCACGAACUGCAAAAAAUCUUACAGCAAAAAUUUCGUCCCGAUUGUCAACUGACGCUUUUCGGUUCAGCUGGAAAUGGCUUCGGUCUGAUAGGCUCCGAUGCAGAUAUGUGUCUUCAGUUCGGUGCAGAUGUCAAGCCUGACGAUCUCUGCGCUGCACUGGUAAUAACGGAGGUUGCUAGGGUGUUGCGCAAAGUGUCGCAUAUCUCACAAGUUACAGAAAUUCCACACGCCAAAGUUCCAAUUGUGAAACUUCGGUAUCACGGCCGACAGCUUAUGGAUGCUGAGUAA
Gongylonema pulchrum is the source of this 312-nucleotide messenger RNA. The record is from the annotation of a GenBank genome assembly. Lineage: Eukaryota; Metazoa; Nematoda; Chromadorea; Rhabditida; Gongylonematidae.